Messenger RNA from Rubroshorea leprosula, 2374 nucleotides. The record is from the annotation of a GenBank genome assembly. NCBI's taxonomy places the organism in Eukaryota, Viridiplantae, Streptophyta, Magnoliopsida, Malvales, Dipterocarpaceae.
CUAUGAUAUCUGUUAUCUAUUACUGUAGGAUAUCCAAUUUGGGACGUUGUGGUUGAACUAGACUCAUUGUGCAUCCCUAAGUGUGUUGGUUAAAGUUGGAUAACUUUUGCCAGAACAAAAUAAAGCAGAUUAAAGAAGAUGCUACUGCCCGUUGCCAACCACGUCCAGAGACUAUGGGAUAGUUGGCAUAUCAGAGGAUUGAUUAUUCUGAGCCUCCUCCUACAGUCUUUCCUAGUUCUGUUUGCACCAUUAAGAAAGCAAAGAGGUGGGAAAUGGAUCAUCAUGAUUCCACUCUGGAUAGCAUACCUACUUGCAGAUUGGGUGGCUACAUUUACCAUUGGACUCAUGUUGCGUGCUGAAGGCAGUGACAUCUUGGCCUUAUGGGCACCCUUUCUUUUGUUGCACCUUGGUGGCCCUGACACUAUUACUUCCUUCUCUCUGGAGGACAAUGAAUUCUGGAUUAGGCACUUGCUUGAGCUCAUUUUACAAGUUGGUGCGACUCUCUAUGUUAUCCUGCAUUCACUCCCAGGUAACAAACUUUGGCUGCCAACUUUCCUAGUUUUAAUUGCAGGGGUAAUCAAAUAUGCUGAGCGCAACCGUGCCUUUUAUCUCGCAAGCUUUGACCAUUUUGGGAAUAAUUGGGCCUAUAGAUCAAUUAAUAAAGUAUUUGACAUGCCUCCCAUUCCAGUACAAUUUGAACAACUUUUCAAGUCAAGGGUUUUGGCAGAGCUUAAGGAAAACAUCAUCGGACGGCCUCCCCUGUUUUCGAAACCUUGUCUGGCAGCUUCCACGGUAGGCGCUAUCAAGAGCUUACUUGUAGGUCCUCCCUUGACUAAACGCGAACGAAGUUUUUUUUGUUUUUCUAUUCCAAGCAGAGGUGCACAUGAGAUGCUUCGAAUCAUAGAGAUCCAAUUAAGCCUCUUGUACGAGCUCCUUCAUACCAAGUUGCCCGUAGUUGAUUCCAAGAUUGGUUAUAUUUUCCGUACGGUUAACUUUGGUUGCAUCUUGGGAGCCUUGGUGUCAUUCUCAAUCUUACUUAAGAAGUACUACCAUUAUAAGUUAAGGGAGUUCGACAUCUGCCUGACAUAUGGGUUGCUGACCGGGGCAUUGGUAUUGGAUUUGAUAUCCAUCUGGUUACUUACGUUCUCUGAUUGGAUUAUUUGCACAGAGAAUGAUGAUGAACCCAAUAAAAGACUCAGGUGGUCGAACAUUAGAAGACGCAGGGGGUCGAAUUUAGUUCUCCAAUUAACGGAGGACCCGUGUAGAGAGAAUGAUGAUGAAUUCAUCAAAAGGCGCAGGUGGUCGAAUUUAGUUCCCCAAUUAAAUAUUCUAGAUUAUCAUUUCAAGAAUAAAGACGGAGAUUAUCCAAACAAAUUGGUUGAUUUUCUUGGCACCUGCAGUUUGUUUGAAACCAUAAGAAGAAGAAUCCAGUAUGUGUCCCUCGAAAAUUUUGUAGAAGAACAAGCUUGGAAGCUCAUUUUUACAACGCUGUGUGAACAGGAUAUUGGCGAGGCUGGCAUGGAAAUCUUUGGUCCAUCUAGAAUUCUCACCCGUCAUAUUACCAACUUCGCUUGGACCCUCGACAGGUUUGAGCACAUGGAAAGCCUCCUGAUAUGGCACAUAGCCACUGAAAUAUGCUACCAAAAAGGAUGUCCAGAUAACAGCACCAGCAGUUCUGCUUCUACAUCUACUAAUUGUUUUGAUCAUCGAAAAAUAUGCAAGUUGAUUUCAGAUUAUAUGUUUUACCUUUUGGUAAUGGAGCCUACCAUGACAGCUACCUCGCCUAACAAUUUGAAGAUAAUUUUUGAGGUCAAAGAUGGAAAAUGGGAGUGGCCAAGUUAUUGGAAAAAGGGAUCCAAAGGAACAUUAAUUUUCGAUCUGGAAAAGCUAUUGGAGCAAGAACCUACAUAUGCUCAUAUAGAAGAUAUAUUGAAGAAAGAUGUGGACGAGUUAGGAUCCAAUGAAAAGGAUGAUAUAGCUAGCUUUUCGAGAAUAUACCUUGCAUGUUUUCUUGCCAUGAAGCUCCUCAAAUAUGAGCCCGGUGGUUGUCCGUGGAACUUAAUGAGCAGAUUUUGGGUAGAAAUAUUAUGCUAUGCUGCUAUUCAUUCCCAGCCCAUUGUCCAUGCACGACAAGUAAGCAAAGGCGGACAACUUCUCACCUUGGUCUGGUUGUUGAUCAAUUACCUGGGGAUUAACUCCUCCUCCAAAGGAUUCGUAACUGCAAUGGUCGGAUCUUACGAAAGAAGAGAUGACUAGACGGGUAGAGACAGCAUUGCAAGGCCCUCCUUGGCCUCUUCUAUCCUUGUUCUUUCAGAAGGAACUCGUUCACGAGUUGGAGGUCAUCUCAGCCACUUCAUAAAAAUGUCUGUCAAAU